Molecule: messenger RNA, 2816 nt
Organism: Anastrepha ludens (Mexican fruit fly)
Lineage: Eukaryota; Metazoa; Arthropoda; Insecta; Diptera; Tephritidae
Exons: 1
Coding region: 2251-2733 (160 amino acids)
Source: RefSeq, a predicted model, not a curated record
CAUAUGUAUUUUAAGAAUAACAAAAGAUAAACAUAUGUAAUUUAAGAAUAACGAAAGAUAAACAUAUGUUAAGAAUAAAAAAAGAUUAACAUGUUUUUCCCAACACAGCAAACAAAGAAACUAAUAUACAAAUCGUGUAUCUAAAACAGUAAGAUGAGGUAUAAGUAUAAAUACGACUGUUAAAUAUGUUGGCAGUCAGUCCCGUAUUAACAUAGUGUUAAGAACUACCCGAAAAUUAAAUUCAUAGAAAUAAAUUUUAAUAUUUUUCCACAGACAAGCAAGUCUCUAACUAUCAACCAAAUCUUUAAGGCCGGCGGGCCAAUUAGAUGUCCUAAAUUCAGUAGUUUUCGCGAAGCGUUGUAGGAUGAGAAAAAAAACAAUUAGCCAAAUGAAGUUUUGGGGAUAGUUUAAUAUAUAAUAUAUUUGAACUAAAAAAAAAAAAUUGUACAAUCUCCAACUAUAUAUUGUAAGCCGAGUUAUCAAUAGAUUCCCAGAGCGCCUGUAUCCAACUUCUGUACAAGAUACAACUUGCAAUUUUCAUCUGAAAACAAAAAAAAAAAAAAUUAUUAAUUUUGAUGUAAUUAUCUUCAAUGUGAACUUAAACCGUUGAGACUUUAUAACUCAAGAACGGGCUCACCUAUCCAAACCAAAUUUUUAGGCUUUGUUUAGACUAUUCAGUAGAUGGUUUGUGUUUUAAAAUUUUAAGAAUCGGAUAUCAGAGUCUCGAGAAAUAGGCCAAAACGUGAACCCGGGUAACCCUAGGAUGUGUUUGUACAAUAUGGGUAGCAAAUGGUAGCUGCUGAUGAUUCUAUAGUAUAGAGUAUUUUUGAUGCCGCUCCGUGACUAGGGUCUCGAGAUAUCGGCCAAAAUGUGGUGUUCGUGCAAUAUGGGUAGCAAAUGGGAGCUGUUGAUGAUUGCUAUAGUAUAGAGUAUUUUUAAUGCCCCUCCGUAACUAGGGUCUCGAGAUAUAGACCAAAACGUGGACCUGGAUAACCCUAGGAUGUGUUUGAACCACAUGAGUAUCCAUUGUAAGUUGUUGAUAAAUGCUAAUGAAAAGAGGACUUUUCGCUGGGUAACUAAGGACUCCAGAUAUAGACCAAUUUGGGAACUCACCUUUAGGUUAAGAGAUUGCAUUCUUAUGUACUACAACCAGUUAAAAUGGUAUAUUCAAUCACUUAACAAUAUAUUCUUUUUACCUGAAGGCGAGUUCCCAAUUGCAAAAUCAGAAACAGAGAAUCGGCCGUUGGAAUGUAUCAAACAACUUUUUUAUUGUACUUACCUUUCUACUUACACUCAUUUCGAUGUAAGAAUAAGCACAAAGUAUUUUUAUUUGAGAAUGGCACAUUUUGUUCGUGCUUACAUUUUGUGUGAAGAGAUAUGUGCACGUAGACAAAAAUGUUAAUCAGCAUGUUAAAAACAAAUCAAAACAAACCUCAUUACUUAUUUCCUUCAUUGUAAACGUUUCAAAAAUUUCACCACACAUAUGUUACAUAUUUUUUUUUAUUUAACUCGUACCUAACAAGUUUUAUUUAACUCGUAAACACACCAAAAACCCAUUUGUUCGGUCAGAUUCAUCCCACUUAGCCAGCGGAUUAUACGUUUUCAUAUUAACAUACAUACAUCAAUAAUAGUUUAAUCAUUUACUAAACAAUUUGUUACCUACUUAGCUACGCUCUUUCGCUCUCAAAAUUUAUGAACUUUCCUCUUAACUAGCAUACUUAUUAUUCCCACCUACAAACUUACUUGCAUUAUAUUUAUAUCAACAUGUAGGUAUGUAUGUAGCAGGCAGAUCGACAAACAAAGUAGGCUUUGAAAAGACAUCGAACUAUAUUACGGUGCAUUUAUUUUGCAUAGAGAAAUACAUGAAUAUUUUGUAUAGAUAGGUAUAUAGAGCUUUGACUCUUAGCAUUAAGAAAAUUCAAAUUAGGAGAAUAUAUGACAUUGGAGUGUAAACAUCGCUGGACCGUUUUCUUUGGCCCCAUACGUUCAGUAGUGUCCGAAAUUACCGCGGUGCAAAAUUAUUAGUUAUUAUAGUGUUUUUUUUUUAAUAAUUAUUGAAGUUUGUGUGAAUUUGUGAAAAGAAGAAAUAUAGCGCAAAGCGAAUUUCCGAGCAAACAACGGUAAGUUUUGAAAUGUUGAAGUGAAUUACAGGAAUGCAUGUGUUUCCUUAUUUGAAAAAACAUAUGGUGUACCACUAUUAAUGUAGGCUUUUUUUUUUAUUUAAUUUAUUCUUUUUUAAUUGAAAGAAAAAUGCCACGACCCACACGAGGAAAUAUAGGUCGACGAACGCAUCAUGUAAAUGCUACGGCAUUACAAAGGCGAUCACAGACUCCAGAUGAACGAGCACAAGCUAAUGCAUCGCAGCAUGAACGUAAUGCACGAAAUAGAUCUGUUGUACCUGAAAUUAUGCGUGCUGCUUUUAAUUAUAACAGUCAGAUCAACUACAGUAUGUACGGAUAUAUUGGAAUAAUGGACGCAAUAUGUCCACAUUGUGAUGCGGCUAAAUUUCCAGGUGAAAUGCCCGGCAUGUGUUGUGCUAAUGGCAAAGUGAGAUUGCCACCAUUAGAAACUCCACCCGAAGCAUUGUCUUCAUUAAUUUUUGGGGCUUCUGAAAAUUCGAAGCACUUUUUGAGUCAUAUUCAACAAUACAAUUCGGCAUUUCAAAUGACUUCUUUUGGUGCUACUAACAUUAUUAGAGAUAAUUUUAUGCCGACGUUUAAGGUAAAUACUUAAACAGGUUUGUCCCAAUCAAUCUGAAUCAUAAAAGUAUUCUAUAGUUUUAAAAAUUAUUAUGCAACAUAUACCUAAAAUUGCAU